Aedes aegypti (yellow fever mosquito) is the source of this 11426-nucleotide messenger RNA. RefSeq names its product inositol 1,4,5-trisphosphate receptor (gene Itpr). Gene Ontology annotation, biological process: calcium ion transmembrane transport. Lineage: Eukaryota; Metazoa; Arthropoda; Insecta; Diptera; Culicidae. The record is from RefSeq and is a predicted model, not a curated record. Gene Ontology annotation, molecular function: inositol 1,4,5 trisphosphate binding; inositol 1,4,5-trisphosphate-gated calcium channel activity. Bases 1227 to 10205 code for a protein of 2992 amino acids. The transcript has 16 exons. Gene Ontology annotation, cellular component: membrane; endoplasmic reticulum.
UUUGUGUGAUAGUCCACUUUGGGUUGAAGUUCGCAAUACAUUCAAUUAAUUAGCUGAAUUAUAUUGAAGAACUGAAUUACAUUGAAGAAGAAGAAUUACAAAGAAGAAGUUUCGCUUGUAAUCCAAUAUUAAGUGCACGAGAAGAAAUAAUCGCUGGUUUCUGCUACGAAAGCUACAUGUAACCCGCGAAACGUCCUGUCCGAGUACGAGUGGGUCUGGUAAAGAGUGAAAGUGAAGGAAAAACAAGUUUUUCGGCGUGCGAAGUAUCCAGCGACUAUGCGAAAAGCUUCACGCUCCACAGAAAUGUUAUCCAAGAAGCCGAACAAGAAGAAUAAGAUUUAAAGGCCUAUGUAUGGUGGUUGCUGCUAUAUAUCAGAAUACAAGUGUGGAGUAGGUGCUUGUUGUGCGUGUUACAUAAUUGCAAACCGACCUGGUAUCCAUCACGUUACAUCUGUUCCAGGAGCCGUUCUACUAAAACCACAUAUUCAGAAUAGCUGAGCAUCGUAUCUUCGCACACUCAAUGCCAAAACGGCUGUCUGACCCCACUAGAAGAUCAAAACGUGGUGAAGUGAAAAUAAACAUUUCAAUUUGCUGAAGCUGGAAUUGAAAUUGAAGAUCGAACAGUGAUUUGACGUGUAUAUGUGUAUCUGUCUGCUGCAUGUGUUGAGCAGCCGGGAAUCUGCAUUGAAAAAGGAGGUGAAUGAGGUCAAGAUCGCGCGACUGAGCUGCUCAUCAGUUUUAUCGUUUAUUGCCUGAGCUGCUGUACGUGAGAAUAGCGAUCAUCGUUGUUUGGCUACCUGGCCCCAUAAGCCCUGAGUGCGUAUACGUGUGUGUAUUAUUGAAGCUGUUAAUUGCAAUUUAGUGGUUCCAGUAAAGGCGUGCCAGUGCAACAGGGCUGGGAUUGUCAAAAGUUUUCCAGAUGCAUCUUUCGACUUGAAACCACUUGUGGAAGAUGCUGCCACAAUUGAAGAUACAUCCAUUCUCGCUAUUUGUGCCAAGAGAAGACCAGCUGCAGAGUGAGGAAAAUCGCUGAUGCUGACUGCGGGAUUUAUGGCGUAUUGAGUUCAAAAUUGCAUGCUGUUUGUGCUCCCGCCCCUCGCACGCCAGAUGCGAGAUUUGUGAUCUAGGUUAAGGUUCGCCACCUGCUUCUCAGUGUGGCAUUGUACGUGAGUCCGUUUUUGUGUUUGUCCUGUAUGUGUGAUUGAGAAAAAAAGAAACCAGUAAAAAUGGGAGACAGCACGAUGGGUUCCGUUAGCUUCCUCCAUCUGGGGGACAUUGUUUCCCUGUACUCGGAGGGAAGCAUUUCCGGCUUUCUGAGCACGUUGGGCUUGGUAGACGACCGUGUGGUUGUCUGUCCCGGAGCAGGAGAUCUGAACGAUCCGCCGGAAAAGUUCCGGGACUGUCUGAUUAAAAUAUGUCCCAUGAAUCGGUAUUCGGCGCAGAAGCAGUUCUGGAAAGCGGCCAAACAAAGCACCACAACGAAUACGGAUACCAGCCUGCUCAAGCGCUUACAUUUUACAGCUUCAAGACAUAAACUCCCCGUAUGCAGUUCAAGUUUUAAGUUAUCACGUUCUGUUGAUCAGUUGCACCACGCCGCCGAAAUCGAGAAAAAGCAGAACGAAUCCGAGAACAAGAAACUGCUGGGAACGGUCGUCCAGUACGGCAGUGUCGUACAGUUGCUGCAUCUGAAGUCGAACAAAUAUGUCACCGUCAACAUACGGUUGCCGGCUCUGCUGGAGAAGAACGCCAUGCGCGUCUAUCUGGACGCCAACGGUAACGAGGGUUCCUGGUUCUACAUCAUGCCGUUCUACAAGCUACGCUCAGCCGGGGAUAACGUAGUGGUCAAUGAUAAGGUCAUCAUGAAACCAGUCAACGCCAAUCGGCAAAACUUGCAUGUCGCCGCCAAUUAUGAGCUGCCGGAUAAUCCCGGCAGCAAGGAGGUUAACGUACUGAAUUCCUCGUCGUCUUGGAAGAUUACGCUGUUCAUGGAACAUCGGGAAAACCAAGAGGAUGUAUUGAAGGGAGGAGAUGUGGUGCGAUUGUUCCAUGCCGAGCAGGAGAAGUUUUUGACGAUGGAUGAGUACAAAAAGCAGCAACACGUGUUUCUGCGAACGACGGGUAGAACCAGUGCUACCGCGGCCACUAGUAGUAAGGCUUUGUGGGAGAUUGAGGUCGUUCAGCACGAUUCAUGCCGAGGUGGGGCAGGUCAUUGGAAUUCAUUAUUUAGGUUUAAGCACCUAGCCACCGGGUACUAUCUGGCUGCAGAGAUUGAUGAUGACAUAUCACGCACAGAGAAGUCCAGCAAUUCUAGUCACCCCCAAGGUGAAUCGUUCCGGUUGGUAUCCGUGCCCCACUCGACGGAUAUUGCAUCGGUGUUUGAGCUAGAUUCCACGACAAUCACUCGACCGGAAGGACUUGUGCCGCAAAACAGUUAUGUACGGAUGCGACAUCUUUGUUCCAAUACCUGGGUUCAUGCAACGUCUUCGCCUAUUGACGCAGAUGAGGACAAGCCAGUAAUGUCGAAAGUGGGGUGCUCCGCCAUAAAAGAGGAUAAGGAAGCUUUCCAAUUGAUUCCAGUGUCUCCUGUAGAAGUGCGUGAUUUGGACUUUGCCAAUGAUGCCUGCAAAUUAUUGCAAGCUAUGAGUACCAAAUUGGAGAACGGCACCAUAUCACCAAAUGAGCGACGAUCCCUGAUCGCUCUCCUGCAAGACAUAGUGUUUUUCAUCGCCGGCCAAGAAAAUGAGCAGAACAAGAGUGAUGCCCUCGAUUUGACGAUCAAUAAUCCUAAUCGCGAUCGUCAAAAGUUGCUUCGCGAGCAGUAUAUUCUGAAACAACUGUUCAAGAUAUUGCAAGGUCCAUUCCAGGAAACGAAGAACAACGAUGGACCGUUCUUGAAGAUCGAUGAACUUGGCGAUCCUAAAAACGCCCCCUACAAGAACAUCUUCCGGUUAUGUUAUCGGAUACUCAAACUUAGCCAGCAAGACUAUCGUAAGAAUCAGGAAUACAUCGCGAAGCACUUCGGUCUGAUGCAGAAGCAGAUCGGCUAUGACAUUCUAGCGGAGGAUACGAUCACGGCUUUGCUGCACAACAACAGAAAACUACUCGAAAAACACAUCACGGCUGCCGAAAUUGAAACGUUUGUCGGUCUUGUGCGGAAGAACAUGAACAACUGGCAGUCCCGCUUCCUGGAUUACCUAUCGGAUCUUUGCGUGUCCAACAAGAAAGCCAUUGCCGUAACGCAGGAGUUGAUUUGCAAAAGUGUUCUCAGUGCCAAAAAUGCAGAUAUUUUGAUAGAAACGUUCCUGCGAGAGGUCGAUGAUGAACGGUUGGGUUAUUUGAAUGAGUUGGAAAGGGGUAAUCAUCAGUUCACCGAGAUCCGGGAGGUGGACGAAACUAUUGAGAGUGAAACGGAAGGGGAUAAAGUAGCGUCCAAGUCGUCAGCGGCAGGAACUCCUAAGAAGCUAGAUGAAAGGAAGCGAUAUGAGGUGGUUCUUAUGUGGCAGAAUCGGACGCAAUCGAAAUCCAUGAGCCGACUGGCACAGGGACUGAAAAUUGGCCGCACGCACGACAUAUCCAUCAUGGAGUACUAUCGGCACCAGCUGAAUCUAUUUUCCAACAUGUGUCUGAACCGGCAGUACCUGGCACUGAACAACCUUUCGCCGCAUCUGGACAUCGACCUGAUACUGCGAUGCAUGUCCGACAAAACUAUUCCGUACGACAUGCGGGCAUCGUUCUGCCGGCUGAUGCUGCAUCUACAUGUGGACCGUGACCCACAGGAACCGGUGACGCCGGUCAAAUAUGCCCGGCUGUGGUCGGAGAUUCCUUCCGUUAUGUCAAUCAAUGAUUACGACAUUGAGAAGCAACCGGACAGCAACAAAGAGGCUGUACGAGCCCGAUUCAACAAAACCAUCGCCUUCGUGGAGGACUACCUGUGUAAUCAUGUGGUUUCGAAAAUGUGGUUCGCCGACCAGGAUCAAAACAAGCUCACCUUUGAGGUGGUAAAACUGGCCCGGGAUCUCAUCUACUUCGGGUUCUACAGCUUUAGCGAUCUGUUGCGGCUCACGAAAACGCUGCUCAACAUCUUGGAUUGCGUAUCGAAUAGCGACGCUGACGGAAGUGGUCUCCCAACCGGGCAUAUCGAUUCUACCGAGGAUGGAGAACCACCGUCGUCAACAUCCCGGAAGGAAAGCACAGGUGAACCAAUUAGCAAAAAGUUAAAUCGUUCCGCUUCCACUGUGGCUGUGCUGGCUGCGGUUGAGGCCAGCAAAGCGACAGAUCGCUCUGACAGUCUAUCGGAGGCCGCCAACGCUGAAGGCGGCGUGCUGCGAAGGAUCGGUGACAUGGGUGCCGUCAUGACUUCACUGACCCUGGGGCCGAUCUCCACCGCUCUCGUGUCCCCCAACAUCCAGCACCGAAAGUCCGUUUCCCAGUACAUGAAAGAAUAUCCGCUGGUGAUGGACACUAAGCUGAAGAUUAUCGAGAUCUUGCAAUUUAUCUUGGACGUUCGUCUGGACUACCGGAUAAGUUGUCUGUUAUCGAUUUUCAAGCGGGAGUUUGAUGAGAACGAGCAAACGGCAAGCAGUCAACAGGUUCAACCGACUCCUCCGGUGGUUCAACCCAUUGUUCCUACGGUUCCAUCGGUCAUUGUCCCAUCUUCGGAUGGUACCCUCAAGGAGAAUACAUCGGAUACAGCUUCGCUGUUGUCGACAUCAACGGUGGAAACGAUAGUGGAGUCAUCCACUGAAGAACCGCUAAUUCCUAAUCAAUCAACGACGGUGACCAGUCAGGAAUCGAAACCGGAAGUCAAACCAGAUACUAAGCCGGCACCUGCUACGGCUGAAAAUAUAAACCUCCGUCAGAAGAACAUAGAUCUCGAAUCAAUCGGUGUUCAAGCGGAAGGUAUUUUCGGUUGUAACGAAGACACCUAUAACCCACUGGAUCUGGACGGCCAAGGUGGCAGGACAUUCCUACGCGUACUGCUGCACCUGAUCAUGCACGAGUAUCCUGCGCUGGUGUCAGGAGCUCUUCAUCUGCUCUUCCGCCACUUCAGUCAACGGCAAGAAGUGCUACAUGCCUUCCGUCAGGUUCAGCUACUGGUAUCAGACAGCGACGUGGAGUCAUACAAGCAGAUCAAAUCGGAUCUAGACGUGCUGCGGCAGAGCGUUGAAAAGUCGGAACUAUGGGUGUACAAAUCCAAACAAUCCGAUGAGUUGCAACAAGCUGAAGGCGGAGAGGCUACUGAUGGUCAGAAGCAAGAUAAGGAUACCACGUCGUCCUCUGUGAAAACGAAACCCGAGUUGGUCAAACAGGAAUCUCAGUUGAACUUUGACCAGGGUCCCGAACUGAACCCAGAGCAGGCAGCUGAAUACAAGAAAAUUCAACAGAUUUUGAUUAGGAUGAACAAAUUAUGCAUCACAACAGCAGGUCCCGGUGAAGUCGUCAAACCGAGGAAGCACGAACAGCGAUUGCUGCGAAAUGUGGGAGUUCAUACGGUCGUCCUAGAUCUGCUUCAAAUACCCUAUGACGAGAAAGAUGACUACCGAAUGAACGAGUUAAUGCGUCUGGCUCACGAGUUCCUGCAAAACUUCUGCUUGGGAAAUCAGCAGAAUCAAAUUCUGCUCCAUAAACAGCUGGAUCUGUUCCUUAAUCCAGGGAUCCUGGAGGCGGAAACCGUUUGUGCCAUCUUCAAGGACAAUCUCAACCUAUGCAACGAAGUUAGUGAUAAGGUUGUGCAGCACUUUGUGCACUGCAUUGAAAUUCACGGUCGCCAUGUAGAGUACCUCAAGUUCCUGCAGACGAUCAUCAAGGCGGAGAACCAAUUCAUACGCAAGUGCCAGGACAUGGUCAUGCAAGAGCUGGUCAACGCAGGCGAAGAUGUGCUGGUAUUCUACAAUGACAAAUCUUCGUUCAACUACUUUGUCGAGCUGAUGCGAACCUACAGCAGCGGGGAGCUGAGCGAUUCCAGUCCGUUGAUGUACCAUAUCGAAUUGGUGAAGCUGCUUGCCUGUUGCACGAUGGGUAAGAAUGUGUAUACGGAAAUCAAGUGCAAUAGUUUACUGGCGUUGGAUGACAUCGUGGCAAUGAUAUCGCAUCCGGACUGCAUCCCGGAGGUGAAGGUUGCGUACGUGGAUUUCCUGUGUCACUGCUACAUCGAUACGGAGGUCGAGGUUAAGGAGAUCUACUCUUCCAAUCACAUGUGGUGUUUGUUCGAGAAGUCGUUCUUAAUCGAUAUCAACAAUGUGGUGAAGGGAGGAAGCUACACAAAUCGUCAAUUAGAGAAUUAUGUCUGCAACGAAAUCAUGAACAUUCUGACGACCUUUUUCAACAGUCAAUUUUCGGAUCAAAGCACGGCACUACAGAAACGGCAACUAAUUUUCGUAAAGAUCCUGCAGUCUUCCUUCAAGCUAACGCAAUGCAAAUGGCUGUCUCCCUCACAGCGAUUCAACGUGGAAAACUGCAUACGCACGCUUUCGGAAAAGGCGAAACCACGUGGCAUCGCCAUUCCGAUCGACCUGGAGAACCAGGUGGUCAAAAUGUUCAACAAGACCGCACUGCUGUCGCGCCAGACCAGCAAGUGGCUGCUGGUCACCAAGCAGACCAAGAUGGAGCGAUCGCAGUCGCAGAUCAUGCGGAUGGAUCGCAGCAUAAUCGAGGGCCUUCAGGACAUUGUUUCGCUGCUGGAGGACAAGCUGAAACCACUGGUGGAAGCGGAACAAUCAUUGCUGGUGGACAUUUUGUACAAAUCGGAACUAUUAUUCCCUGUUAAUACGGAAUCAAGGAAAAAGUGCGAAAGCGGAGACUUUAUUCGUCAUUUGAUCAAACAUACGGAAAAGUUGCUAGAAGAGAAGGAAGAGAAGCUGUGCGUUAAGAUAUUGAAAACCUUGAAGGAGAUGAUGACAAUUGACUGUGACUAUGGCGAUAAAGGAGAUCACUUACGGACGAUCUUGCUGAAGAGGUACUUUGGGCAUGAGUUUGUUCAACCGACGUUACCCGCGAUAGCUGGAGAACUAACAAAAGGCGUCGAGCAGCAAUCUGGUCCAGCUGGUCUACCCUUGGCCACGAUCAGUCAUGGACCGGGAGCAAAGUAUCUAAUUCGCGCAGGAAGGACGUUACACGAGGUUCAGAACGAUUUGGACAAGGAGGGGGCAAGUGAUCUUGUGAUUGAACUGGUAAUUAAAUCUAUCAACUCGCCAUCGAUAUUCGUUGAAGCGAUCGAGCUGGGAAUAGCACUGCUGGAAGGUGGAAACCCCAUAAUUCAAAAGGGAAUGUACAAUAAAUUUCUGAGCAACGAUCUGAGCCAAUCGUUCUUCAAGGUAUUCUUCGACAAGAUGAAAGAUGCUCAGCAGGAAAUCAAAUCAACGGUCACGGUAAAUACUUCGGAUAUGGCAGCUAGCAAGGCGAAUGAGAGUAAAUCCGAUGGAAAGGAUUUUGAUAAAAUCCAGCGGAAGAACGUGAACAAGGUGAAUGGAAUUGUGAUAACGGAUGAGUUCAAAGAAGAGCUGCAGAACGCGGCUUUAGUUACACAGCAGUCCUACAUAAACGCUAGGAACUUAGCAGCGGCCUCAGAUGGAACAAAUUCUGAGAACGGCGAUGACAGUGCCCUUAUGAGCAUAGGGACUUCGGCUUUGGAAGACAUCCUGGCUGAAAAAUUGGAGAAGCAUAAGGAUAAGGACGAAAACAACAAAUUGUCCAACAAAGUCCUUGUUAUGCAACCAAUUCUUCGGUUUUUACAGCUUCUUUGUGAGAAUCAUAACCCAGAACUGCAAAACUUACUGCGAAACCAGAACAAUAAAACAAAUUACAACCUUGUCUCGGAAACACUGAUGUUCCUCGACUGUAUUUGCGGAUCGACUACAGGUGGGCUUGGUCUCCUGGGUCUAUACAUAAACGAGAAUAACGUGUCUCUGAUCAACCAAACCUUGGAAACUCUUACGGAAUAUUGCCAAGGUCCUUGCCAUGACAACCAGAAUUGCAUUGCCACGCAUGAGUCCAACGGAUUGGAUAUCAUCACUGCACUUAUUCUGAAUGAUAUCAACCCGUUGGGCAAGAAUCGAAUGGAUCUCGUUUUGGAGCUGAAGAACAAUGCUUCCAAACUGUUGCUUGCGAUCAUGGAAUCCCGAGGGGAUAGUGAGAACGCAGAGCGAAUUUUGGCCAACAUGAACCCCAAGCAGUUGGUCGAUGUGGCGUGUCGGGCCUACCACCAGGACGAAAAUAUCCUGCUACUGCUCAAUCAGGGAGAUGGAAAUGGUGACGACAACUAUAGCAUGAAGCAUGACCUGGCGGAUGACCAGAACGAUGAUGAUGAUGUGGGCGUUUCUCCAAAGGAGGUCGGUCACAACAUAUACAUCCUCUGUCAUCAGCUUGCCCAGCAUAACAAGGAACUGGCAAAUCUCCUGAAAAUCGACACCUAUAAUCCUGCAGCUACUAAUAACGAAAGCAGAAGCGGUAUCAGCUUGCCUCCACCUUUGCCAGCGAGCACCAGCAAGGCCAAUACGAAAAUGAACCAAGCACUACUCUUCUAUCAAACUCACACGGCACAGAUCGAAAUUGUUCGACACGAUCGCACCUUGGAGCAAAUUGUGUUCCCCAUUCCGGAGAUUUGCGAGUACUUGACCAAGGAUACAAAAGUGCGAGUUCUCAAUACCGCCGAACGGGAUGAUCAGGGUAGCAAAGUGGCGGACUUUUUCGACCGUCAUGAAGCCAUGUUCAAUGAGAUGAAGUGGCAGAAGAAACUCCGUGGGCAGCCGGCUCUGUUCUGGGUCAGUAGUUACAUGUCUUUGUGGAGCAAUAUUCUGUUCAAUUUGGCCGUGCUGAUGAAUCUGAUUGUGGCGUUCUUCUACCCAUUCGACAAUAGCGUGCCAGAGUUAAGUUUCCACCUAUCAUCCCUCAUUUGGAUUGUGACGCUCGUUUCGUUGGUCAUCGUUAUCACGCUUCCGCGGCAAUCGGGCAUUCGGACGUUCGUGGUGGCGCUUAUAUUGCGGUUGAUAUUUUCCUGCGGUCCGGAACCAACUGUGUGGCUGCUUGGGUGCAUUACAGUCAUCAUGAAGGGCGUGCACAUCAUCAGCUUGAUGGGGAAUUAUGGAACGCUGGAGAAGAACCUGCUGUCAAUCAUUACGGAUGCGGAACUUCUGUACCAUUUUGGGUAUUUGUCGUUCUGCGUUUUCGGUGUACUGUUACACCCGUUUUUCUUCUCGAUAUUGCUCUUCGACGUGGUUUACCGAGAGGAAACUCUGCUGAACGUGAUACGGUCAGUGACUCGAAAUGGCCGGUCUAUCAUAUUGACCGCAGUUCUGGCCCUGAUUCUGGUGUACAUGUUCUCAAUAAUCGGGUAUAUGUUCUUCCGGGAUGACUUCCUCGUCCCAGUGGAUGAAGAGUACGUAGCUCCCGAGACCGAGAUCACCAGGUGUACCGAACCGGAACGAAGUCACAUGCUGCCGGAUGCUCUGGUCGAAGGCAGUGAACCGUACUGUACCCAAACGCAGUCCGAUGAUUCCGGUGAUCGAGGAGGUGGAGACGAGAUGAAGGAACGAGGCUGUGAUUCCAUGGUCAUGUGCAUUAUUACCACGCUCAAUCAGGGCCUUCGCAACGGUGGCGGUAUCGGAGACAUUCUGCGGGCACCCAGUCGUAAGGAAACCCUUUUUGUACCGCGGGUCAUUUACGACCUACUGUUCUUCUUCAUCGUCAUCAUUAUUGUGUUGAACUUGAUUUUCGGUGUCAUCAUCGACACGUUUGCCGAUCUGAGAAGCGAGAAGCAGCAGAAGGAGCUGAUUCUGAAGAACACCUGCUUCAUAUGUGGGCUGAACCGAUCCGCGUUUGAUAACAAAACGGUCAGCUUCGAGGAGCACAUCAAGAACGAGCACAACAUGUGGCACUAUCUGUACUUCAUCGUGCUGGUCAAGGUGAAGGAUCCGACGGAGUUCACCGGACCGGAGAGCUAUGUGCAUGCCAUGGUGAAGGCAAACAUUCAAGACUGGUUCCCACGGUUGCGCGCCAUGUCGUUGGCAGCUGUCGAUGGAGACGGAGAGCAGAUCGAACUGAGAAGUCUCAAGAAUUUGCUGGAAACCAACCACAUUGCCGUACGGGAAUUGACUGCUCAAAUCAUGGAACUGGAAAACAAGAUGACCGAACAGAGGAAACAACGCCAACGUCACGCACUGUUGAAUCCGACGACGUCAACGUCCUACCAGUUCUAUCCGCAAAUUUGAUGUUCACCCUCCGAAAAUCUCUAGAACAGAAGAUGGACACCCCAUUGAAGAGAGUCUUGUGGCAUUUAUUGUGUAUAAAGUCUAUAGUUUUUGUAAAUUAGGUAAAACUUUGGAAAUGUUAUCACCUAGGUAUGGAGUCUAACUAACAUGGCACGUGCAUUGAUUGGUAUUGUGAUCCCUCUAAUUGAGUAAUGUUCAACAUAGAAUCUAUGCACUGUUCCAAAUUGUGAUUAGUCAGCAGAUAGGAAGCUCAAACUUGAGUAUCAUUGAUGUUAUAUUGUUAUAGGAAAUAUAGGCAAUUUAGUGCACUUGUCAUACGUAAAGUUGAAACGGCAGACUAACAAUUUUGUCAAUAUCAAAUAUGCAAUGUACGUUUGUAAAUGUCUUUUUUAAUUAUGUACUAAAAUUAGCAACAUUUCGAUCCACCUACUAACUGACUUACCCGUACUUCUUAGACUGUACUUUACCAACGAAUUUUAGUCAAACCUUUAGAAAGAUUUAUGGUUUUUCGUAAACAAUCUUUUAGAAACUCACUUAUUGCUAAUGUGUUACCUUAUCAGCGACGACAAUACCUUUUAUACGAUCAGUAAUCAAGCUUAAUUCUAUUGAACUGUGCCACGUGUCCCUUACUCUAGCAUUCCCGUAAAAAAUCAUUCUCACAUCGAAUGUCUCUAACCCUUUACAUUGGAGCUAUUAAUUCCUUUUUUGCUAUGUGAUAUUUGUUUGCUCUUCCUAGAAUUAGUUUUCUGACAUUUUUCUAUCAAAAUUUACUUUAACAAUUAGCUGUAAGCACAAAGUUAUGUUCUUUUUUUCAAAUUAAGUUAAUCCUCCAUAGCUUUGAACUAUUUUAUUUACGCGUAGCGUCAUUGCUAUCCGACAAAAGAACAUCCUAAUGAACUGUGGAACUAACAAAUCAAAACGUAAAAUCUCAUGCUACUUACAUCGUUAACGCUUCUAUUGCAUACCAACUAAAUCAAACUUUUGCCUAGAUUCAUAGAGCACGGUAACUUUUCAUUUUAGUAAUAGGUCGACUACAUAGUAGAUGAGGAGAAGAAGAAAGAAAAAUGCUGUUACUGUUACGUAGUGUAAUUUUUAUUAAUUUCGCAUGGGGAAGUCUCGGGCGAAAACUGUACAGUUUUCCUUCGAUAGUGGUUAGCACCUUUCUAGAUUACUGAACAUUAUACGAAUACGGUAACUCAAAGUAUGUACCUACUAUUGAAA